GGCAGAGAGAGAGAGGGAGAGAGGGAUAGAGAGAGAGAGAGAGAGAGACGGUAACGGUACCAGUGAUGAUGGCGCGCGCGGGAUCACGGUAACGUAAGAGCAGCAGCAUCAGCACCGGGAGGAGGAGGAGGAUGCAGCAGCAGCAUCAGUGAUCGGUACCGGGAGCAGGGAAACACAUCCGUCUGUCCGCGAGCUCCACACACACACACACACACACACACAUCUGAUGUGAAGCCGCAGGGAUGGACGGGUGAGGAGGAGGAGGAGGAGGAGGCGCGAGGAGCGGAGCGAGCGACGCUACUAACGGAGGAGAGUCCGCGAGGAAGAGGAGGAGGAGGAGGAGGAUGAAUCCGACUGAUGGAGGAGGAGAAGCGGGCCAGGACGGCCUCGCGACGGCGGCUUCAGGUAAAGUGGAGAGUGUGAGAGCGGCCGAUGUCCUGACUGUGCUGAGAGAGAAGGUGGCCUUUGUGUCAGGUGGGCGGGACAAACGAGGCGGACCAAUCCUGACUUUUCCUGCCAGAACCAAUCAUGAUCGAAUAAAACAGGAGGACCUGAGUCGUCUCGUCACUUACCUGUCCACUGUCCCCAGUGAGGAUGUCCGUGGACGUGGCUUCACCGUGGUGGUGGACAUGCGGGGCAGUAAGUGGGACAGCGUGAAGCCGGUGCUGAGGACGCUGCAGGAGACGUUUUCGUCCAACAUCCACACGGCGCUGCUCAUCAAACCAGACACUUUCUGGCAGAAGCACAAGACCAACCUGGGCAGUGCCAAACUCAGCUUUGAGACCAGCCUGGUGUCGGUGGAGGGUCUGUCGCGGCUCGUCGACCCCUCCCAGCUGACCUCUGACCUGGGCGGUUCUCUGGAGUACGACCACGUGGAGUGGACCGAGCUGCGUUUGGGUCUGGAGGAGUUCUCGGGAGCUGCCACGCAGCUGCUCGCCCAGCUGGAGCAGCUGGAGUCUGGACUGAACCGGACACCAGAGCCCCAGGACGUGGACGAGGCCCGAAAACUCCUGGAGGAACACGGACGUCUCCGGAACACAAUCGCCACAGCUCCAGUCGACGCCCUCGACCGAGAGGGGCGGAGUCUGCUGCAGCGCAUGCGCCUGGGCCCCUCGCACGGCGACGCCACUAACGAAGGCGGUGGUGGAAGCCACGGCAGCUGGCUGUCGGGCGGCGCAGACUUCCAGAGUGUGGCGCCGAAGGUCUCGUCUCUGUUGGACCGCCUGCAGGCGUCUCGCACUCACCUGCUGCAGAGCUGGAGCGACAGGAAGCUGCACCUGGACCAGGUCCUGCAGCUGCACCUGUUCCAACAGGACGCCACCAAGAUGUCACAGUGGAUCGCCCACAGUAAAGACCUGUUCACACAGAGCCUGGUCCAGGUCGGACAGAACCACCAGCACGCCCUGGACCUCCAGACCCAGCACCAGCACUUCACUGCUAACUGCAUGAACGGCAGUGUGAACGUGGACAGUGUGGUUACAGUGGCAGCGAGGCUCGCGGACGCCGGUCACUACGGUGCAGAGCGGAUCGCCAUGGUGUCGUCACGGUUACAGGACGACUGGAAGUCCCUGACGACCGCACUGGAGGAGCGCAGCAACACACUCGCCAUGGCAACCGGCUUCCACCAGGGGGCAGAGCAGUUCCUGCUGAAGGUUGAAGGCUGGGUCCAGACGUGUUCUGAAGGCUCGUUGCCAUCGGCAACCACAGACCUGGAGACUGAGACCAAGAAACACCAGGAGCUCAACGAGGACAUAUGUGCUAACUACACACAGGUCAGUGAGAGUGGUAAAGCAUUACUGGACGUCCUGCAGCGUUGCUCGGCAACAGAUUGCGACGACUCGGCCUCCAAACCGGACUUUACUGCUGCCACGCACAGCAUCAUGGGAGUUCUGCACCAGGUCAUGCAGGGUCACCACGAGGUCGAGGGGGCAUGGCAGCACAGGAAGCUCCGCCUCCACCAGCGUCUGCAGUUGUGUGUGUUUCAAAAGGAUGUGAGACAGGUGUUGGACUGGGUGGAGCAGCAUGGUCAGGUGUUCCUGAACAAACACAGUGGUGUGGGUAAAUCUCUGCACCGAGCGCGAGCUCUGCAGAAACGACACGACGACUUCCAGCAGGUCGCACAGAACACUUACACAAAUGCAGAGAAGCUUCUGGAAGCAGCAGAUCAGCUGGCUCAGUCUGGAGAGUGUGAGGAGGAGGAGAUCUACCAGGCCGCACGUGACUUGGAGCUGCGCAUGCAGGCGUUCAUUCAGAAGGUUGAACAGAGGAAGCUGCUGCUGGAUCUCGCUGUUUCCUUCUACACUCACACAAAAGAGCUGUCUGCGUGGAUGGACGGCCUGCAGAAGCAGCUGUCCUCAGAUGUGUGUGCGUGUCCUGACACUGUGGACACGCUGCAGACGCUCAUCAGUCAGCAGCAACAGCAGCAGGCCAACACACAGGAGGCAGCGAUGAGCGUCAUCAGAGAAGGAGAAGACCUCAUCCUGCAGCUCAGGCCUCAGGGCAGCUCAGUGGCACACGUGGAGUCUGUGCUGCAGCAGCUGGAGGAGUCUCAUGUUCAGCUGGAGGACCUUUUUCACCAGAAGAAGAUUCGCCUGGACGUUCACCUGCAGCUCCGGAUCCUGCAGCAGUGCACGCUGGAGGUGACCGGGGAGAUGGACGCGUGGAAGCAGGACCUGCAGAAGCAGACUCAGGACUUCUCCUCAGAGAAGCUCGCGUCGCCGCGGCUCACUGACGUCAACCCGGACAACCUAGCCCUGGGCCAGUCGCGGCUGGUGGAGGCUAGCGCCGAGGCGCUAACACUAGCGCAGCAGCGCAUACACAGGCACAUGGAGCGCCGGCUCGCCAUGAACAACAUGGUCUAUGAGGUCAUCCAGCAAGGUCACGACCUUCAGCAGUACAUCACCGAGGUCCAGGCGUCAGGGAUGGAGCUGUCAGAGACAGAGGGAGGACUCUCUGCUCAGGUGGACGAGCUGCAGCGCCUCCUGCAGGACAAACAGAAGGAGCUGCAGCAGAUGGCAGAUCACACACACACACACCUGGAGCAGAACCUGCAGCUGAGACACCUGCAGAGUCAGGUCAAACAGGUGCUGGGCUGGAUCUCUGAGGGUGAGGUCAUGUUGUCGUCCUGCAUGUUGAACUCCAGCUGUUUAUCUGAAGCUGAGCAGCUGCAGCGGGAGCAUGAGCGCCUCCAGCAGGCCAUCGAGGGUCUCCUGCACGCUGACUCUCUGCAGAGAACCCACCAGGUGGCGCUGGCUCUGCAGCAGAGAGCAGAGCUGCUGGUCAGGUCAGGUCACUUCGAUCCAGAUGCAGUGAGGUCUUGUGCCCAGACGGUGGCGCUGCACUGGCAGACCCUGAUGCUGAGGAUCGAGGACAGACUCAAACUGGUCAACGCCUCCGCGGCUUUCUACAGGACGUCCCAGCAGGUGUGUGGUGUGUUGGAAAGUCUGGAGCAGGAGUACCGCAGGGAGGAGGACUGGUGUGGAGGCGGAGACCGUCAGCCGGAGCAGCUGCUGCCGCUCGUCAACAAACACAUGGAGCAGAAGGAGGCGUUCCUCAAAGCCUGCACGCUCGCCAGACGGAACGCCGAGGUGUUCCUCAAGUACAUCCACCGCAACAGCGUCACCAUGGCCAACAUCUCCGGGCACAAUGUCACCGUCUCCGGGGUGACCGGGGUCACAGAGGUCACGGGGCACUCCAGGGUCCCAGAGCAACAGGUCAAAGGCAUCCUCAGUGAGCUGCUCCAGAGAGAAAACAGAGUCCUUCACUUCUGGACUCUGAAGAAGCGACGACUGGAUCAGUGUCAGCAGUACCUGAUGUUCCAGAGCCACGCCCAGCAGGCUCUGGAUUGGCUGCAGCAAUCAGGUGACCACUACCUGGUCACGCACACUUCCCCGGGGGUAAAUAUGGCCGAAACCCAGGAGCUGUUAAACCAGCACAGAGAGUUCUGCGUCUCCGCCAAGCACACGCAGGAGAAGGUUCACCUGCUGAUCCAGCUGGCCGAGAGCAUGCUCGCUAAAGGCCACGCCCACCGCACUGAGCUGCGCCGCUGCGUCUCCGCCGUGGACAAGCGCUACCGUGACUUCACCGUCAGGAUGGGACAGUACCGCCACCUGCUGGAGACGGCGCUAGGAGGAUGCUCACAGGACAAUAAAGACCUGGAGCUGGAGCUGAUCCCCAACAGCCUGUCUGACUCUGACCCCGAGGUCAACCUGUCCGACCCCAGCCACCAGGUCAGCGACGAGAAGAGACGCUCGGCACGCAAGAAAGAAUACAUCAUGGCCGAACUUCUUCAGACUGAACGAGUUUACGUCAGAGACCUGCAGGAGUGCAUCGAGACGUACCUGUGGGAGAUGACAAGCGGCUCCGAGGACGUCCCACUUGGUCUCAGCAACAAAGACGACAUCGUGUUCGGGAACAUCCAGGACAUCUAUGAGUUCCACAACAGUAUUUUCCUGAAGGAGCUGGAAAACUACGAACAGCUCCCUGAAGACGUGGGACACUGCUUCGUUACCUGGGCGGAUAAAUUCCACAUGUACGUCACGUACUGCAGAAACAAGCCCGACUCCAGUUUACUCAUCCAGCAGCACGGCGCCGGCUUCUUCGAGGAGGUGCAGAGACGACACGGCCUGGUUAACUCCAUCUCCUCAGCUCUGAUCAAACCUGUGCAGAGAAUCACUAAAUACCAGCUGCUGCUCAAGGAGCUGUUAGCGUGCUGUGAGGAGGGUAAAGGUGAGAUUAAAGAAGGACUCGACGUGAUGCUCAGCGUUCCCAAGAGAGCUAACGAUGCUAUGCACGUUAGCAUGUUAGAAGGUCUGGAGGAGGGUCUGGAGGUCCAGGGCGAGCUCCUCCUCCAGGACUCCUUCCUGGUUUGGGAGCCCAAGUCCCUGAUCAGGAAGGGGCGGGACCGACACCUCUUCCUGUUUGAGCUGUCACUCAUCUUCAGUAAAGAGAUCAAAGACUCGUCAGGACGAACCAAAUACCUGUACAAGAGCAGACUGAGGACGUCAGAGCUCGGUGUUACAGAACACAUCGAGGGAGAUCCAUGUAAGUUUGCUCUGUGGGUCGGACGAACGCCGACGUCUGACAACAAGACUGUUCUGAAGGCGGCAUCUCUGGAGCUGAAGCAGGAGUGGGUCCGCAGUAUUCGUCAGGUGAUCCAGGAGAGGCGGGGCCACCUGCGUGGGGCGCUGCGGGAGCCCAUCCCCCUCCCUAAGACACCAAACCCCACACUGGGACGACAGCGCAGCAUCAGCCGCAGGGAGACGAGUGAGGACGCAGACAGUCUGGGAGACGCGAGCAGUCAACCAGACACCGUGUCCAUCGCCUCGAGGACAUCACAGAACACUGCAGACAGUGACAAGUUGUCUGGUGGCUGUGAGUUAGUUGUGGUGUUGUUAGAUUUCUCCACCAGCGCAGCAGGAGAGCUGAGCGUGCGCUGUGGUCAGACGGUGGAGCUGGUGGAGCGCUCGGCAGACAGACCCGGGUGGUGUUUGGCCAGAACCACAGACCAAACUCCACAGCAGGAGGGUUUACUGCCCAUGAGCGCCCUCUGCCUGUCACACUCUCACAGUGCAACAGAUAUGGAGGGGCUGGUCCCGCCCUCCAGCAUCUCCUCCACCUGCACCACCACCUCCUCCUCCUGUAACUCCUCCUCCACCACCACCUCCUCCUCCUGUAACUCCUCCUCCUCCGCUGUGAGCGCCGCCAAAGAUAGUGCAGGAGUGUUCGGCUCUGACGCUCCAGGACUCCACGCUCAGACCGGCGGUGUGUCCUCCCCCACCGUAUGUGGGGUGGGCGGGGCUCCAGGGGGCGUUGUGGGCUCUCCGGGACCCAAACGCAGCGGCUCAGGGACAGGAAACACUCUGAAGCGUUGGUUGACGAGUCCUGUUCGGAGGCUGAGUCAAGGUAAAGCUGAUGGACAGAAGAAACUGCCAAUCAGAGCCAGGAGGCGGGACAACAGGCCAGAGCUAACCACACCCCUCACUGUUAAUGCCCAGGCGAAAGUGAGGAAGGAGGAGGCAGGGCAAAGUGGAGGGGAGGAGGAGCCAGAAGAAGAAAGCCACACCCCACUGCCUCCACCCAUGCAGAUCAUCAAAGACCCAAACAAUCCAGAGGUACAGGCUUUGGAUUCAGAUCAAGGAUCAAAUGAAUCUGACACUGAGCAGAGAAACAAAGCUCUGAGAGGACGCAUGUUUGUGGUGAAUGAAAUGGUCCAAUCAGAGAAGGACUACGUUAAAGACCUGGCUGUGAUCGUAGAGGGCUUCAUGUCCAGGUUGGAGGUCAGAGGAAUUCCUGAAGACAUGAGAGGAAAAGACAAAAUCGUGUUUGGAAACAUUCAGCAGAUUUAUGACUGGCACCGAGAUUUCUUCCUGGUGGAGUUGGAGCGCUGCGUUCAGAAUCACGAUCUGCUCACCGACCUCUUCAUCAGACACGAGCGGCGGCUGCACAUGUACGUGAUUUACUGUCAGAACAAACCCAAGUCAGAGUUCAUCGUCAUCGAGUACGAGACUUUCUUUGAGGAGAUCCAGCAUGAGAUCAGCUGCAGGAUGUCCAUCAGUGAUUAUUUGAUCAAACCCAUCCAGAGAAUUACAAAGUACCAGCUGCUGUUAAAGGACUUUCUCAAGUACACGUCUAAAGCAGGACUGGACUGUGAGGAGGUGGAGAAAGCCUUGGACCUGAUGUCCUUGGUCCCAAAGCGAUGCAACGACAUGAUGAACCUGGGACGUCUGCAGGGAUACGAGGGGAAGCUGACGUCUCAGGGGAAGCUGCUGCAGCAGGAGACGUUCUGCGUGUGGGAGCAGGACGGCGGCGUGUUGUCCCGCAGUAAAGAGCGUCGUGUCUUCCUGUUCGAGCACAUCGUCAUCUUCAGCGAGCUUCUGCGCAAAGGCUCCAACAACCCUGGAUACCAGUUCAAGAACAGCAUCAAGGUGAAUUACCUGGCAAUGCAGGACAGCGUGGACGGCGACCCGUGUAAGUUCCUGCUCUGGUCUCGAGGCUCAGCCGAGCGCUUCACGCUGCAGGCGUCGUCCGCUGGCAUCAAGAUGACCUGGGUGGAGACCAUCGCUGCCCUGCUGGACGCACAGAACAACUUCCUGUCAGCUCUCCAGUCUCCUAUCGAGUACCAGAGGAAGGAGGGCGGGAUCUCUGUGACCCGCCCACUGUCGUCAGGGCGACCGCCGUCGGUCCCACCCACGCCUAAUGGCCACACCCCUCAGCCUCCAGCCGACAGCGAGCAGGACGAGCAGGAGCUGGUCCGGGUUCUGCAGGACUUCGUGGCCGUGCGCGAGGACGAGAUCUCCGUGUUCCGGGGAGAGAAAGUUCAGAUCCUGGCAUCAAACCAGCAGGGACAGAGUCUGGUUUACAGACCGGCAAACAGCGACUCACCAGCUGCUGAGGGCUGGGUACCACGCAGCAUACUACACACACACACACAAUGACACACACUGAUACACACACACGCACACACAAACUGACAC
Messenger RNA from Solea senegalensis (Senegalese sole), 7475 nucleotides. RefSeq names its product kalirin-like. Bases 345 to 7436 code for a protein of 2363 amino acids. Lineage: Eukaryota; Metazoa; Chordata; Actinopteri; Pleuronectiformes; Soleidae. The transcript has 57 exons. Gene Ontology annotation, molecular function: protein binding; guanyl-nucleotide exchange factor activity. The record is from RefSeq and is a predicted model, not a curated record. Gene Ontology annotation, cellular component: cytoplasm.